AUGGGAGGGGACUUCGCCGCCGACUUCACGUUCGACAUCGGCGACGGCGAGGAGCGCGGGCAGGCGCCAUGGGAUUUCUCAGAGGCCAUGCGAGGCGCCCAGCGUGACAAGGCGAGUCGCGGCACGACCGUCGACGAGAAGGUCAGGGCGCACAAGGCCAGCGCCGCGGCCAACGGCGACGCCAGCAGCUCGGGCGACGAGUCCGGGUCGGACGGCGACAGCUCCGAGGACGACAGCGACAUCGAGGAGAAGUACGAGGGCAGGGCCGGGCGCGGCCGCGGUGGCGGAGCGGCGGCCGACGCGAGCGGGGACAGCGAGAGUGACGCGUCAUCGGACGACGACGACGUGGCGUCAAGCGACGCCGGGGAGGGGUCGAGCGGCGGAGGGGGCAGCAGCGAGGAGGAGGACGCGUCGGGCGAGGAGGCGAGCGAGGAGGGCGCCCCGGCGGCGGGGCCUGCUGCGGGGGAGGGCGUCGCCGACAGCGGAAGCGAGGGCGCGAGCAGCGACGAGGACGGCGGGGAGUCGAGCUCCUCCGAGGAGAGCGAGAGCGAGAGCGAGAGCGAGAGCGAGAGCGAGAGCGAUGACGAGGACGAAGAAGGUGCUGGUGCGGGGGCGGGUGCAGGCAAGGCGGGAUACUUCGCGGAGACGCCCGGCGGUACGCGGUUCACGGCCAAGUCCUUCGCGGACCUGAACCUCUCGCGGCCGCUCGUGCGCGCGUGCGCGGCGCUGGGCUACAAGGCCCCGACGCCGAUCCAGGCCAUCGUGAAGGGCGUGACCAAGGGCGGGCGCGCGGGGGAGCUGAAGGCGCGCGUGGUGCCGGCGCCGGCGGUCGCGUCGUGGCAGAAGAAGCUCGAGCGGCUGGAGAACGACUACCGCGCGAUCGUGGCGGAGGAGCGCGAGGAGCGGGCGUUGCGCAAGGCGGAGAUGGAGGUGGCAAAGGCGGAGAACAUGCUGACGCACAAGCAGGAGAUCAUGGCGCGGCCGGCGCGGACGUGGUUCCAGAGCGAGAAGGACAAGCGCGAGGGGAAGAAGCACCGCGCGGGCGAGGGCGUGGAGGGCGGCGAGGACGACGCGGGCGCGGGCGGCGCGGGCGCGGAGGGUGGGAGGGCGCCGCAGCAGCACAAGAGCGCGGCGAAGAUGGCGCGGAAGGCGGAGAUGAAGAUGCAGCGGCUGAAGGACCGGCAGCGGGAGGAGGCGACGGGAAUCAAGCGGCGGAAGCUGUCGGCGGAGGAGGUCGAGAUGGAGCGGACCAAGGGGGCGGCGCGGGGGCUGAAGUCGGUGCAGAAGCAGCUGAUGGCGCAGGGGAUGACGGCGGGGAUGGCGGCGAAGGUGGCGGCGCGGCAGGUCGCGGCGGCGCGCGGCGGGGCGAAGAAGCAGGAGCGGAAGAAGAAGAAGGGUGACAAAGGGGGGCUGUUUGGGGGGGGGGCGGGCGAGGACGCGCUCGCGGAGCUCGGGCGGACGAAGGUGUACGCCGGCGGCGGGCGGUCGCGGGCGGUGCGGGCGCCGAAGACGAAGGCGGGGGUGUCCAAGGCGGAGGAGAACAGGCUGCGGCGCGGGGGCAAGGGCGUGAAGGCGUUCAAGUCCAAGGCGAAGUUCAAGCGCAGGAAGUGA
Messenger RNA from Pedinophyceae sp. YPF-701, 1611 nucleotides. Lineage: Eukaryota; Viridiplantae; Chlorophyta; Pedinophyceae. The record is from the annotation of a GenBank genome assembly.